UGCAGUCGUUUACAUAUCUGUGCUUUUGAACGAAGUUGGUUGACCGUGAAUAUUGUUUUGUUAUGCUGUAAACUGGAAGGGUAGCGCUAUGUUUAAAAAUACGUUUCAGAGUGGAUUUUUAUCAAUUUUGUACAGCAUUGGAAGCAAGCCUUUACAAAUUUGGGAUAAGAAAGUGAGAAAUGGGCAUAUAAAAAGAAUAACUGACAAUGACAUUCAAUCGUUGGUCCUGGAAAUUGUUGGAACCAACGUUAGCACCACCUACAUAACCUGUCCAGCUGACCCUAAGAAAACUCUUGGCAUCAAGCUACCCUUCUUGGUUAUGAUCAUAAAGAAUUUAAAGAAGUACUUUACUUUUGAAGUGCAGAUUUUAGAUGAUAAGAAUGUACGCAGACGCUUUAGGGCCAGUAAUUACCAAUCCACAACACGGGUAAAACCAUUCAUCUGUACAAUGCCAAUGAGGUUGGAUGAUGGGUGGAACCAGAUUCAGUUCAACUUGGCCGAUUUUACUCGCCGUGCCUAUGGCACUAAUUACAUAGAAACUCUUCGAGUCCAAAUUCAUGCAAACUGCCGUAUCAGACGAGUAUACUUUUCAGAUAGGCUUUACUCUGAAGAUGAACUACCAUCAGAAUUCAAACUUUUCCUUCCAAUUCAGAAUAAGGCAAAGACAUGAAGAUUAAUCACAAGGCAGUAAAGAGUUCGGUGUUGCCUGGCAAGUGGAAAAUAAAAUAUAAGUAAUGUAUUUCACAUUUUACUAUAAUGAAAUAAAAUUAUAAACAUUUUGUAUUUUAUUUAAAUAUGAUUAAAUGUCUAUAUCUUGUAUUGUGUACAAUUGUUCCUGCAAGUUUAUUUUAAUUCACUGUCACAGUUGGUACCUGAAGUGGAGGAAAUUAUAACAUUUGGAGAUGUUGGUUGUACCUUAAAUGAUAAUAUUAGGAGUUGCUGAAAGUUUCUUAAAUUAUAAUAUUUGGAGAUGUUGGUAGUAUCUUAAACGAAAACAUUUGGAGAUGUUGAUAGUACCUUAGAUGUAACAGAAUUAAUUGCUUUAACUGCUUACCCCAUCAGGUUGAUGAUUUUUGGAAGAAGAAAAAUGUGAUACAUUUCCUCUUCAGAACGAUCUGAAAUAUGAAGAUGCUUUAUCACCAUUACUUUUCAACUUGGUGUAGAAUAUUCCAUCAUGAAGUUCCAAUGGAACAGAGGAAAUGAAAUUGAAUGGGACACAUUAACUUGUUUUAUGCUGAUGAUAUUCGUUUAUUGGGUGUGAACAUAAAUAAAGACACAGAAGUUCUGUUACAUGCUAGUAAGGAAGUUGGUCUAGAAGUAAACACAGAGAAAACAGUGUAUGUUCAGUUUUGUCUCCAGAUUUCAGGACAAAAUUAGUAGAUAGCUAAUAACUAACUAACUAGAUGGCAUAGGGAACCCCAAGGUUCAUCACUGAAUUAACCAAUGCCCUCAAACUGUCCCUACCCUGGGCCAGCAAAAUCCAAUUGCCUUCAACUCCUAUCUCAAAUAGAUUCUUUCUGGUAUUGUCCUCCCAUCUACGUCUUUCCAGCAGUCUCCUACCUUUAGGCUUCCCAACCGAUACCCAGUGCACAACUCUUGCCCCCAUCCAUGCAUGCCACAUGCCCUGCUAAUCACAUUUUUCUUGACUUGAUGACCCUAACAAUGUUGGGGAGGAGUACAAAUUUUUAAGCUCAUCAUUAUGCAGUUUUCAAUAUACCUCAUCCUCUUCUCUCCUAGGCCCAAAUAUUUUCCUCAACACCCUAUUCUCAAACACCUGCAAUCUGUUUUCCUGGCUCAGAGUGAAAAACCAUGUUUCGCAACCAUACAAAAAACAACAGGCAAAAUUACAACUUUCAUAUUUUAAUCUUUAGGUACUUAAAAAUCAGACGGGAAGACAAUAUAUUUUGAACUGAAAAGUAGCUAGUAUUUCCAGAAUUUAGUCUCCUCCUGAUUUCCUCAUGAAUAUAAUUGGGAUUUAUUAUUGCUGUUCCCAAAUAUUUGAACUUUAUCACACUUUCAAAGGAUUUAUUAGCCACCCUAACAUGAUUUGCCUGCCUGUCUGCUGAUGGGAUACUAACACAUACUUAGAUUUUUCUAAAUUUAUUUCUAGGGCCACCUUUCUAUUAGCUUCUAGGAAAACUUCUGUGUUCCUCUUUUUUGUAUUUAUAUCAUUGCCCAAUAACUUAACAUCUUCAGCAUAUGCCAACAGUUGAUGUGUCUCAUUCUGUUGCAAACUCUCCUGCCUAUCUUGGACUUUUCUGAUGGUGUAUGCUAACGCAAAGUUGAAGAGCAUUGGAGACAAAGCAUCUCCUUGUUUCAGACCGUUCUUGAUGGAAAAUGACAGAUAAAUAUUUACCUGACGAAUUUUGUUACUGGUUUCAUUUAAGCACAUUUGUAUUAGACUCACUAGCUUUGGUAUACCAAAUUCAAUGAGAAUAUUGUAUAACACUUCUCUCUUUACAAAGUCAUAGGCUUUUUUGAAAUCUGUAAAUGACUGAUAUACAGUCCCAUUGUACUUCCAUUUUUUCCCUUGUAUCUGACGAAUGCAGCAUAUCUGAUGAAUUGUUGAUCUGUUACACCUGAACUCACACUGAUUAUCCCCAAUAAUUUCAUUCACAUAUGGAGUUAAUCUAGCCAGAAGAACGUUUGAUAGAAUUUUGUAUGAGGUUGAUAGCAGAGAAAUUCCUUGGUAAUUGCUACACUCAGUUUUGUCCCCUUUCUUAUGAAUGGGAAUAAUUAUGGUUUCCUUCCAUUGUUGUGGGAUCUCUUUGUUAUCCCAAAUUAACUGAAUAUGCUUAUGGAUCUUCUUAUGCAACUUUCUGUCACUCACUUUAAUUAAUUCUGCAGAAAGUAUGGUAGUGUUCAAACAUUUGGGAUUGAUGUUAAUCAGAAUUGUGUUCUUGAAGAAAUGAAGAGGAGACUAAAUAUGGAGAAUGCUUGCUACCAUACACUUCAUAAUCUUUUGUCUUUCUGUCAGCCAUCUUGCAAUGCAAAGAUUAAAAUAUACAGAACUAUAGUUUUUGAGUUGUUUUAUAUGGGUGUGAAUCUUGGUUUUUCACAUCUUUCAUUCUCAAUACUGUGCUUAGGCAAAUGUUUGGACCAAAGAAGGUUGAAGUGACAAGAGGUAGAAAACUGCAUAAUCAGGAGCUCCAUAAUUUGCACUUUUCACCAGAUGUGGGUAAAACAAAUGUUGGAAAAUCAGGACUUAACUGUAUAUAGCUUUGCUAGUGGGUGCACUUUUACUUCAAUCACAUUGUUUAUUAGCUAAAGAUGCUGUUGCAGUUUAAAUAUUGCAUUACUUAUUUGCACAUUCUUAAGUAUUUUGUAAAAAAAAAUAGAGAAUAAAGACAUUUUAAAUGCAAAACUGGUUUAAUUCUUGUGUUAGGGUUGUACAAAUGACCAGUUAAUUUUCUUCUAUGUGUUUACUUUCUUUAAAAUAUUUACUACACUGGUAGUAAACUUGUUUAGUGUGGUUGCUUUGAAAGAAACCCACUAAAUGAUAAAAGUUCUUACUUAAAGUUUAAACUGUAAUCUUUAAUAUCUCUUUGUAAUUUGUAGUGUUAAGUUUUUUAGUAAUCCACACAAUGUUAAUUUAAGUUAAAACUUCUGUGAUUUUAAGAAAUAAUGUUGGUACAUGAUUGAUCAAAAUUCUGAUCAGACAAUGUGUUGUAAGUGCACAGAAUAAAAAAAAUGCAGCAAAAGUUUCAUGCAAUAAAGUUUCAAGUGAUGUAUGUA
Messenger RNA from Zootermopsis nevadensis, 3735 nucleotides. RefSeq names its product cilia- and flagella-associated protein 20 (gene Bug22). The record is from RefSeq and is a predicted model, not a curated record. Lineage: Eukaryota; Metazoa; Arthropoda; Insecta; Blattodea; Termopsidae.